Thlaspi arvense is the source of this 2017-nucleotide messenger RNA. The record is from the annotation of a GenBank genome assembly. NCBI's taxonomy places the organism in Eukaryota, Viridiplantae, Streptophyta, Magnoliopsida, Brassicales, Brassicaceae.
AUGAACCCUAAUUCUUCUUCUUCUUAUAAUCUCACGGCUACUGCCGUUUUCUUCUCUUCUUCUUAUUCAGGAAGCGACGAGCCUCUGUUUUCCAGGAGGCUAUUGUUCCUGAGAGACGUUCAGAUUCUUGAGCUCCUUAUUGCCAUUUCCGUGUUUGUAACGAUACAUUCCUUGCGCCAGAAGAAACAUCAAGGGAUACCCGUUUGGCCGUUUCUUGGGAUGCUUCCUUCGCUGGCUUUCGCAGUCCGAAGCAACAUCUACGAGUGGUUAUCGGAGGUUCUUAUACACCAGGACGGGACUUUCCGGUUUAGAGGCCCUUGGUUUAGCAGCCUCAACAGUGUCAUUACUUGUGACCCGAGAAACAUCGAGCAUCUUCUCAAGACCCGUUUUUCUAUCUACCCUAAAGGUUCUUACUUCCGUGAGACCCUCAGAGACCUACUCGGAGACGGAAUAUUCAACGCCGAUCAGGAAAAGUGGCAGCGGCAAAGGAAGACAGCGAGCGUCGAGUUUCAUUCGGCUAAGUUCAGGCAAUUAACCAGUCAAUCUUUGCACGAACUCGUGCAUGAUAGACUCUUGCCGGUUCUAGAAACUUCCGAGACGAUCGAUCUUCAGGACAUCUUGUUAAGGCUAACGUUCGACAAUGUAUGUAUGAUUGCUUUUGGGGUCGAUCCAGGCUGUCUUGGUCCAAAUCUACCAGAAAUACCUUUCGCAAAGGCCUUUGAGGAUGCAACAGAAGCAACAGCUUUGAGAUUUGUGAUGCCUACUUUCGCGUGGAAGCUCAUGAGGUCUCUUAAUUUAGGAGCAGAGAAGAAGCUAAAGGAAUCAAUUAAAGGCGUGGAUGAUUUCGCUGAUGAAGUAAUCCGGACGAGGAAGAAAGAGCUGUCUCUAGAGACCGAAAUUGAGAAAAGAUCAGAUCUCUUGACUAUUUUUAUGGGCCUACGAGAUGACAAUGGAGACAAAUUCUCAGAUAAGUUCUUGCGCGAUAUUUGUGUGAACUUCAUACUUGCCGGGAGAGACACUUCCUCUGUGGCUCUGAGCUGGUUUUUCUGGUUAAUCGAGAAAAAUCCGGAGGUGGAGGAGAGAAUCAUGGUGGAGAUUUGCAAGAUUCUUGAACAGAGAGAUCAUCAGGGAUAUACAGAGGAGGAGAUGGACUAUGAGCCUGUGUUCAGACCAGAAGAGGUCAAGAAAAUGGAUUAUCUACAAGCUGCUUUGUCUGAAACUCUCAGAUUGUAUCCUUCUGUUCCAGUUGACCACAAAGAGGUACUUGAAGAUGAUGUGUUUCCAGAUGGAACAAAAUUACAGAAAGGAGAAAAAGUCAUGUAUGCAAUUUACGCGAUGGGACGUAUGGAGACGAUAUGGGGAAAAGAUUGUCUUGAGUUCAGGCCAGAGAGGUGGCUAAGAGGCGGUCGGUACAUGAGUGAGUCGGCCUAUAAGUUCACUGCCUUUAAUGGCGGUCCUCGACUCUGUCUAGGCAAGGAUUUUGCAUAUUACCAGAUGAAAUAUGUGGCGGCCGCGAUUAUUUACCGGUACAGAGUUAGGAUUGAUGUGAAGAGUGGUCCUAAGGUUGAGCCAAAGAUGGCUUUAACUAUGUACAUGAAGCAUGGCUUGAAGGUGAAUAUGAUUAAGAGGAGUGUCCCUGAGAUAGACAACUACUAUGAUCAAUGCCAUAAAGGGUAUAAAUAUAAUAAUGGUGAUUGAUUUUUUGGGAUUUAUGAUUUUGUUUUAAGUGAUUGUUGUAUGUUGGGUGAUUUUUUUGAUGAACUUUUAAUAUUGGUUUUACAUGUGGUUGUACAUAGUAUAAGGUUUUAUAAUAAUUUUCAGUUUUUUGGGGUGCGAAAAUAAUAUUUCAUACAUAGUUUUGUAUAUACGAAAAGAGAUAAGAAGGAUAAUCACCACGUAUUAUAUUGGAUUAAGUAUGACUUUUGCAAAUUGCCAAUUCGAAUAGGUCAUAGAGAAAUCAGCUAAACGAAGAUGUCCGACGUAGAAGUUGGGGAACGUACGUGGGCACUACGAUACA